AUGGGAUUCCAAGGAGAUGAAGAAACGGCAACAGCAGCUGCCAAAGCACCUGCAAUAUCUCCUUUCAGGUACAACUCACCCCUGGUUCAGGUUAGCUUAAUAGGUCUAGUAUGCUUCUGUUGUCCCGGCAUGUUCAACGCCCUUUCCGGCAUGGGAGGUGGCGGCCAAGUUAAAACUACGGUCGCAAAUAAUGCUAACACGGCUCUGUACACGACCUUCGCGUUCUUCGGGAUCCUUGGUGGUAGUGUUUACAACAUCUUUGGACCGAAGAUUACCCUUGCCAUGGGAUGCUCCACUUAUGUCCUUUAUGCUGGCUCUUUCCUCUACUACAAUCACUACCAUGACCAGACUUUUGCUAUCAUUGCCGGUGCUGUUCUCGGCAUCGGUGCAGGCUUUCUUUGGGCCGGACAAGGUGCUAUCAUGACUUCCUAUCCUACUGCUGGUCGUAAAGGCAUCUAUAUUUCUCUCUUCUGGACUAUUUUCAACUUGGGUGGUGUCAUGGGUGGACUCAUACCUUUCUUCCUGAACUACCACCGGGAAGACUCGGAAACCGUCAAUGACGGCACAUAUAUCGCCUUCAUGUGUAUCAUGUCAACUGGUGCCCUCAUCUCAUUGGCAAUUCUCUCCCCUGCUCGAGUUGUCAGAGACGAUGGUACUCGUUGCACCAACAUCAAAUACUCAAAUGUUGCAACCGAGGCCAUCGAGAUCCUUAAGCUCUUUCGUAACCGGAAGCUGCAAUUCAUCAUCCCAGCUGCCUGUGCUAGCAACUUCUUCUACACCUACCAAUUCAAUGAUGUCAACGGCUUGAUGUUUAAUCUGAGAACAAGAGGAUUGAACAAUGUGUUCUAUUGGGGAUCUCAAAUGAUAGGUUCAGUCGGAAUCGGAUACAUUUUAGACUUCAGUUUCAAGAGCAGAAGAACAAGAGGCUUGGUUGGGGUAGGGGUUGUCACUGUGCUCGGGACAGCAAUUUGGGCAGGUGGCCUUGCCAACCAGUUGAAUUACUCUUUUGACAAGCCUCCCAAGCGGCUGGACUUCAAAAGAUCCGGCACCGAUUUCGCCAAACCGUUCGUAUUGUACUUUUGCUAUGGUUUAUUAGAUGCCAUGUUUCAAAGUCUGGUUUAUUGGACAAUCGGAGCAUUAGCUGAUAACUCAGAGGUCCUCAGCAGAUACGUAGGAUUCUACAAGGGAGUGCAGAGUGCAGGAGCAGCAGUUGCCUGGCAAGUUGACAAAAACAAGGUUCCGUUGCUGAACCAGCUGAUAGUGAAUUGGGGGCUGACCACUUUGAGCUAUCCAUUGCUUGCGCUCCUCGUUUACAAGGAGGUUAAGGAUACGGAUAGCAGUAAACCUGCAACAGAUGAUGACACUGCUUCUGGACUGCCUCCCCCUGCUUCAAUGAAAGAUGGUUACAAAGAACUCGAAAACUCUACUACCACAGAGAAGGAUGGUUAG
This is a messenger RNA of Hibiscus syriacus, 1449 nucleotides long. Its product is annotated as UNC93-like protein 1. The coding region runs from base 1 to 1449 and encodes 482 amino acids. The record is from RefSeq and is a predicted model, not a curated record. Lineage: Eukaryota; Viridiplantae; Streptophyta; Magnoliopsida; Malvales; Malvaceae. The transcript has 2 exons.